Messenger RNA from Linum trigynum, 5214 nucleotides. The record is from the annotation of a GenBank genome assembly. Lineage: Eukaryota; Viridiplantae; Streptophyta; Magnoliopsida; Malpighiales; Linaceae.
CGAAAAGAAAAAUCGAAAUAUAGGCGAUUUCGCAAAACAAAGAAAAAAAUGACACAAUUUGACCUCCAACCCAGUACCUUGUGGCAAUCGACCCGGCGGGUGCGUGUGGCCCGUUUUUCGCACCGGGUCAGAGUCAAAGUGGAUCAACCCGCGGGUCGACCCGGGUUGACAACCUUGGCACGUAUCAAAAGGGAAAUGUGAAAUCAUUUGGGCCUGAGCAUCAAAGCCCAACCGAGGCAAUCUUCUCGUUCAGCCAAAAACACCAAGUUAAGCCUUCACGCAAAUUCCUUUCGAUCAAACUUAACUGUUUACAUCUUUCUUCACUUGUUCUUGGGCCUGAGCAUCAAAGCCCAACUGAGGCAAUCUUCUUGUUCAGCCAAAAACACCAAGUUAAGCCUUCACGCAAAUUCCUUUCGAUCAAACUUAACUGUUUACAUCUUUCCUUCACUUGUUCUUGGCAAAAAGUAGUCGAAUAGGUUGUUGCAGGCGCUGGGUUCUCUAAAUCAAAGAAAAGAAGAGAAAAUUGUCUCGCUCUCGACGAACCAACACCUGCAAGACAGGUUUGGUAGUCAGGCAACAGGGUACCUAGCCGACAAGACAUACUUGGUACAAAGACAUGAAAUUUGACUAAGUCUGAAAACAAAACAGUCUUGGUAGCAAGGUAAUAGGGAACCAAGUCAACAAGACAGACUUGGUACUAAGACAUGAAAUUUGACAAAGUCUGAAGCAAAGAUGGUACCAAGCCGACAAAACAGGUUUGGUAGCCAGCCAACACGACAAGCUUGGUAGUGAGAUGUGAAAUAUAGUUAAGUAUGAAUACCAAGCCGCCAUGACCGGCUUGGUGGCCAGUCAACAGGGUACCAAGCCGGCAAGUCAACUAAGUGAUAAACCGACAAGAUGAAAUCAAGCCUCCGAGACUAAGUAAAGAGUCUUGGUGGAUAAAGAGGCUAAGUUCUCAUCCCAUCAAGAUGAGUAACAAGACCUAGCUAACGAGACGAUGAUAUCAAGCCGAAAAGGCGAGCUAGGUAACGAGAUGAAGAUUGAUACUAAGUAGACAUAAAAUAAGCUAGGUAUGGAAUCAUCAGAACUAUCAGGGUUAUUAAUAAAGCCCGAUAGGGGCCCAAUUUGAUAGACACAAAAUAAGGACGUACACUUCAACCCCAACCGAUCAAAACGAGGCGGCGAGAGGCCAUCAAAUACCAACCAAUCACCAAGACAGGACACAUUACUUCUAUUCCAACAACAUCUAAGUUAUUAUAAUUAGUUUAAUAAUGAGUCUCCAGCAAAGGUGAGUGGGGUGGCGAAGGGUCACAAGAGGAGCCUAAUACUAUGAACAGAAAGAUAACCCGAGAAGUGGGUCGGCAGUAGUAGUGCGAUUGGUGGUAGUGGUGGUGACAACAAUCCACAACAGACAGACACACAGAUCAAAAGUUCACGAGAUGGUGUUCAUGAAAUACGUACUGUAGAACGAAAGAAAGAAACAAAGCACUAUAUAUAUAGUUAUUAUUUUAGGAUAGAAAAUUCCCUGACUUCACGAAAGCUUGUGAGCGGCGGUGAGGAAGGAGGAGAUCAUGGAACCCACUCACUCACCGUUGUUAGUACUCUGCUUUUGCCCUCACAUGUAUAUUGUAGAAGAAGAGGCCAAAACGAAAGAGCCAAACCAACCAACCAACGGCACAAGACUUGGGGUUCCAUUCCCGCACUCAACAACAAAACACAAACUCACGAGCCUUUCUUUCCCAUUCCACUUUGUAAUCUUUAAGGGUUAUGGUAGGAUAUGAUGUCACAAAGUUUAGGUGAGUUCAAAUUCUAGAUAGUGUUUUCUUACUCAAAGUAUGUGAUACCCUCAAAUUUAUCCGUGUCAUGACUUUUUUUGCGGAUCGGAAAAAAUAGGAGGAACGAUAAAAGCAAGAAAUAACGAGACACACUGAUUUACGUGGUUCACUGAAACGAUGUGUGUUAGAUAGUCCAUGGGCAGGAGAGAGUCAGUUUCACUAUACUUCAUUGAGAUACAGACUGCAGAGGAGUACGAGAAGUAUUUAUUGUACUUCUCCAUGUGGUCUAACCCUGAUCCAAUAUGGUAAAGAAAAACGGUUACAAACCACACCCAAAACAGAAACCCUAAUAACAUCGAGUCCAUACACCGUGGAAGCAUCGCUCCCCCCGAACCUCCUGACCGGGGCAUUGCCCCUGGAAUCCACUCGUUGAAGUGACAUCCAGUCGUAGUCCGAUAAUCCGAAUCAAAUCAUACCAACAAUCCAAACUAUAGUCGAAUCAUCUAUAUAUACAUCCAUUCGUUUUUUUUAUGAUUAAUCCAUUGUGUGGGCGGUACAAAAAUUCAUGUGGAUGCACGGAAACCAUAACUAUCAUCAUCACAUAAUAGAUAACAAGAGUUGUGUAGAAGAAAAAUGGCCAUGCUUGGUAGGAAGGUAUGGGGCUAUGACCUUGAGGAGGAAUAAGUGGAAACUGAAAUGAUGAGUCGCGUCGCGUGCAAUUGUUUAUUGCCUUACUCUGGGUGGCUAUUAACCCGUGAAUAUGAAUACUUUCCAUAGUUGUAUGAAUAUUUUCCAUAGUUGAUAGGUUGAAGUUAAAGGGGAUGUAGUGGUCUCUAUUUUGAAAUAUUGAUAAAAUUUAAAAAUUAGAAUAGUCGGUAAGGAUUUAGGCCCUCCCUCCUCCAAUUACGGUAGUUCAAAUCAGUCUCAAUUGUGGGCAUCUGAUAUCCCUUGACCCAGUGAACGCGGAAAAUUGUUAUAUUGAUUAGGUAUGGGGUGGGUACGGAUAAAAUCCACCAAUUUUUGUUUUAUAAAAUGAGGCGGGUUUUGUUUUAGCCUCCCCGUUACAUACACAUACUCAUACCUGUCCUAUCAAGAUUAUUUUUUUAUACAUUAAACAUAUAGGAAUCAUAGUGUAGUCUUUCAAUGGCGAGAAUGAUAAUUAAAAAAAAAAAAGAGUUGAAAUGUAAUUGAGUAGCCACCCAAACUUAAAAUUCAUUUCUUUUUCUUAAUUCAUCCUUCACCCUUUCACUUCUUUCCUUUUUGUUAAACAAUAUUAUUUUAGUUAUCAAUGGCUUAUUACAUGUGUCUGAGUCGGAAUGAUUUUAUAUUUUAUCGAUUUUAUGAUUUAUUAUGUCCAUUAAGUGUUAUAGUUGAAAAUAUACAUGUGUUGAUUCUAGGUAUAGUAAUAACACGGGGCGGGAAUUCUCUCUGACUACCCGAAAACUGGGAAUAUGGGGAUGAAUACAAAUUUUUUAUAUUUGAAAAUGAGUAGAGAUUAGAGAAUGAUUGAGGAUAAUCCACCUAAAACCACUCUCAUUGCCGUGCAAGCACGCAAUAUUGGCUAUCAACAUUCCUUUGAACUGUUUUUCUUAUGUAUGUAUGCAACGAAGCAAAGAAAUGUCAUUCCGGGGUGUUGCUUUUACUUGUGAAGGUCUACCACAACAACAAAAAUGGCUGAUGAGAUUACCAAAAAAUAAAGACCAAAAUGUAUUUGUAUCUGCCCACUUGCAAGUUGCAACCCUUUUUGUCCAUUCUUCUUUCCUUCCCACUCCUCUAUAAAUAACAAAAAACCGUUUCCUUCCACAUCUGCACUUAACUUAUACAGAAACACUAGAGCAUAAUCCCAAACCAUGGAUUCACUUCCCAUCAAAUUUCAAGUGAAGAAGAAUGGAGUAUGGAUCCUGCUACUACUGGCGGCUUUAAUGGCGGCAUCAACGGAGAGCAGAAAAGCAAAGGUAGUCGACUCCUUCGAGUACAUUGCGAUGAGCUGCAGAGCCCACAGCGCUUCCAUAACAGAGUUCGGAGCAGUCGGGGACGGCAAAACUUCCAACACCAAGGCGUUCAAGGACGCCGUGGAUCACCUCGGCCAAUUCUCGUCGGACGGCGGGUCCCAGCUCUAUGUCCCCGCCGGGAAAUGGCUCACCGGCAGCUUCAGCCUCGUCAGCCACUUCACUCUGUUUCUCCAUCAGGACGCCGUUCUUCUUGCCUCCCAGGAUAUUAAUGAAUGGCCGGUGCUGAAAGCUCUGCCGUCGUACGGCAGAGGAAGGGAUGCCGCCGGCGGGAGAUUUGCGAGCCUGAUAUUUGGGACCAACCUCACGGACGUCAUUAUUACAGGGGAGAAUGGAACGAUCGACGGGCAGGGAGCAUUCUGGUGGCAGCAAUUCCAUAAGGGCAAGCUCAAGUACACCCGCCCGUACUUGAUCGAGCUGAUGUUCUCCGAUGGCAUCCAGAUCUCCAAUCUCACGCUCCUCAAUUCGCCUUCGUGGAACGUCCAUCCGGUUUACAGCAGCAAUAUCUUGGUGAAAGGUAUCACAAUCUUAGCUCCCGUGACCUCACCAAACACCGAUGGCAUUAACCCAGACUCUUGCACGAACACCAGAAUCGAGGACUGCUACAUCGUCUCCGGCGACGACUGCGUGGCCGUGAAGAGCGGAUGGGACGAAUACGGCAUCGCAUUCGGGAUGCCGACCAAGCAGCUCAUCAUCAGGCGCCUCACCUGCAUCUCGCCGUACAGCGCCACCAUCGCCCUCGGCAGCGAGAUGUCCGGCGGGAUCCAGGACGUCCGGGCGGAGGACAUCACCGCCGUCCACACCGAGUCCGGCGUCAGGAUCAAGACCGCCGUCGGCCGGGGAGGCUUCGUGAAGGACAUCUACGUGAGGAGGAUGACGAUGCACACCAUGAAGUGGGCCUUCUGGAUGACCGGAAACUACGGGUCCCACGCCGACAAGAACUACGACCCCAACGCCCUCCCCGUCAUCCAGAACAUCAAUUACAGGGACAUGGCCGCCGACAACGUCUCCAUGGCGGCCCGGCUGGAAGGAAUCGCCGGCGACCCGUUCACACAGAUCUGCAUCUCCAACGUCACCAUCGGGAUGGCGGCCAAGGCGAAGAAGGUGCCCUGGACUUGUUCUGAUGUGGGCGGGAUCACGGCCGGGGUGAGCCCCCGGCCGUGUGAUCUGUUGCCGGAGCAAGGACCGGGGAAAAUGGAGGAGGGCUGUGAUUUCCCCACCGAGACUUUGCCGAUUGAUUCAGUGGAGCUCAAGACGUGCUCUUAUAAGAUUAAUUACUAAAGUGAUAAGCAUAGUUUUGUUCAAGUAUCGUAUCGAAGCUGUAGCUUAUUCUGCACUCUGCAGUUUGUAUUAAGAGUAGCAGAGUUUGUAUUAAGAGUAGCAGAUAUGCUUAACAGAAAAAGGGAGAGAAAUGAAAGUCCUGAGAAUAU